AUGACGGGUCUCCAUCCUCCCCCGCAAGCGGUCUUCAGUCAGCCGCGACACGAAGCGGCUUCUUUUCCUCCGUCUGUCUCCUCUUCUUUUCCUUCUUCUCUCUCGUAUCCCGGCUCUUCGUUUUCGUUCGAAGAAAUAAGCUUUCCUUGCUGGGUUGUCUCUGACGGUGUUUUUCGUCCCUUCGGCGCGGAGAAGCGCGCCUCCCCUGGACGAUGGGAGACAGAUGGAGAGAGCGAGAGCGAUUGUGAGGUCGCGCCUGCUCUUUGCUCUUCUCCCAGGGAUACGGAAAUAGACGUCGCUCUUUCUGAUCCUCGGUGUCUGUUCCAGAUUCUUCGACAGCGGGCGCGAAUUCCUUAUUCUCUCCUCUCUCGUCUGACUCGACCCCUCGCCCUUUGCUUCUCUUGCUCUUCUCCCGUGAUCCCUUCCUUUCCUCUGCAUGCGAGAGAAAGAGAAGAUCACGAACGUGCUCAAGCGCAUGUACACACGGAGACGCGGCAGGGAAAAUCAGCCCUGUAUCUCUCAGAGACGAGGUUGCCAAGAAGCGGGGAAGGAGGCGAGGAAGGCAGAAGUGUGUCGACCUUCUUUCAAACGAACAGACGAACAAUUGCGCUUUCAGUGUCACCGAAGGAGCUCCAGCGUAUGCAGCUUCUCCUUCUCUCUCUGUAUGAGUCACCUUCCAACCGACUGCCUUUCGGUGUCUCCUCGUCACGAGCGGCUCGAGGGGACGUGAGGAGACACCUCGCCGCGUUGAUUGCGAGCAGAGCGGAGAAAUCGCGUCCUUCCAUCCUCGCGCUCUUUGACCAGAAAUGCAGAAACGGCCUCUCGGUCGACGCAGAACUCCUGGUGGAUGUACACCGGAAGUGCGUCUUCGUCUCUUCGUCGCCUGUCUGCUUGGCUCGAACUCUCCGAACGCGGGCCCGAUCUAUCCACGCCGCCUUCCUCGUUCUGAACGGGCCGCCGACUUCUUGUCGCUUUUCUCUUGGUGGCAGCGAAAGUCAAGACGUCAACCGGACACCCGGCGAAGGAGAGACAGUGGUCGCCGUCUUACAGGAGGAAAACAGACAUGCACCUCACGGCGUCCUCGAGUUCUUUCCAUGUCAGAUGCAAAGAUCACCCGACACUGCUGCCGAAACGCUAGGCAAGCGCCUCACACUCCCCGUCCCGUACUUCCCCAAAACUUUCUGGGGCGUAUAUACACCUCAAGGCGAAUGCGGGGCUGUCGUUCUCGCGGAACGACCCCAGGACGGACGCCACAUGAAUGCUCACAUUUUUCCUCACGGACUAUCCUUCCCAGCCUCCUCCUCUUCUUCUUUUGUGGCAUUUAGUGUGACGUCGCCGGCAGGCCACUUCGAGCCUCGGCCUCUGCUUUUCACAUGCUGCCGCUGCUGUGUCAUGUCUCUGUCUGGGGAGAAGGCCUCGCCGCGAGGGCAAGACGCAGAGCAGCAGCGUGUCUCCGGUGUGAGAUGCAAGCAGUCUCUGGCGGUCGCUUGGCCCCGAGAGAGCCGGCGGGUGAGUUCCUGCCCCAAAGAAGAGAAAAUCGAAGGAGAGUGCGAGGACAUGGAGGAGGAAGCCGAGGGAGAAAGGUUUGACAGCGCGGGAAGAUCGGAAGAAGACAGGGAGUGUAACUUCUCCCAGCGGGUCUCCGAGAUGCGGUGCGAAAACCUGCAACGCGCGGAUGAGAAAUGCGAUGAUGGCUGGCUUUCCUUCCUCAAUUUGCCUCCAACUGGUCACUGGAACUCCCCUCCAACACAAGCGCCGUCGCCCAGUCUACAAGUCCUGUGGGUCUGCGAACGUCCGGGCUUCUCUCUCUGUCUCGCGUACGCAGUGGAGACCCACCGGUGCGUGGUGUGUCUCCUUUUCGGGCGCGACUCUGGAGCCAUACGCGGAGGUCACUGGGCCCUCCAAAGGGCCGCCGGGGUCGGCGACUGUCGGCCCUCGCCGGCUCGCCCCCACGCGACGUCGCCGUUCCACGAACAGCUGGAGAUGCGGCUCGUUUUCUCGUCGCCUGCUCUGCAGGCCUUGCAGCUUCUGUCGUUUUGCCUCCCUGGCGACGACCCAGCACCCGAGGGGGGUGGUUCCCCGAGGCGGCGCGAAACCCCCGCCCACGCGAGCGAGAGGAAUCAGGAAGGAGAAAGAGACACUCCGAGAGGCCUGCUGCCGACUUUCCUGUCUGCGCCGCCUCCGCAGCUGCUUCUGCUCCCCACAGUCUCCGUCCGGCGCACCUCGCGCGGCCACAAAAGGGAGAAGAAAGGCGAGAGCAGAUGUAGGACAAGAGAAGGCCAACUUGACAGGGAGACGAGACAGAGGGGCGAGGAGGCGUGGAGACCUGCAAACGGAACCAGGAGCCUCUUGCCGCGUUCUUUGCCCCAGACGCAUGGGGAGAGAAGGCGCGUGACGCACUCAGGUCAAGAGAGACUAAGACUCGCCCUCCUCGAUGAGAGAACCGACACACUUGUUCUUGUCCCGCUUCCUUCUCCUUCCUCGUUCCCCUCUGAUUCGUCUGCUGUCCCCCGUACCUCUCCUUCUUUCCAUUUGGAUUGUCGCGACACCGAACGCAUUGCCGACGUCGUCGGCUUCGUCGCGCUCGCACCCGACCAGGCGGGCCUCGUUGAAGACGGUACCCCGUCUCAUUAUGUCUUCCGUCUCCUUCACAUCCUCCGCCAAUCUUCUCCAGAGAAGAGGUCUCUGCGUUUCUGCUUCGCCCUUCCGCCUCCUUCGCCUGCGAGUUCGCUCAGGUGCUCACUCGCUCUCCCAGGCGCGUCGGCGCUUCCUUCUUACCUCCUGGUGCUGCAUCGAGGUGGGCUGCUAGCGCUCUACGCCGGGGCCUCUUUGCUCGCUCUGCUGCGUCUUCCCUCUUCGUUUUCCCUUUCGGCGGCGCCACCACCUCCUGGCCAGCGAGGUCGGCAAGACGGCAUGCGCACCGCGCCGCGCGCCGGCUCGGCGUUCAGAACAUCAAGGGCCGCCUCUGGAGACUGGAAAGAAGGAACAAGCGAGACAGAAAAGCGACCCACGAAGGAGACACCUUGUGCAGCGUUGCCUCUCGCGCUCAGCAACGCUGUUGGAAAUCGAUUCAACCUCACUGUUUUGCAGCCCCUUUGCAUUUGA
This is a messenger RNA of Toxoplasma gondii ME49, 3105 nucleotides long. RefSeq lists its product as hypothetical. The record is from RefSeq and is a predicted model, not a curated record. Lineage: Eukaryota; Apicomplexa; Conoidasida; Eucoccidiorida; Sarcocystidae. The transcript has 2 exons. Bases 1 to 3105 code for a protein of 1034 amino acids.